This is a messenger RNA of Anarrhichthys ocellatus (wolf-eel), 2026 nucleotides long. It is a transcript of the gene rgp1, whose product is annotated as GP1 homolog, RAB6A GEF complex partner 1. NCBI's taxonomy places the organism in Eukaryota, Metazoa, Chordata, Actinopteri, Perciformes, Anarhichadidae. The coding region runs from base 335 to 1495 and encodes 386 amino acids. The record is from RefSeq and is a predicted model, not a curated record. The transcript has 9 exons.
AUUCUACACUGCCCUUUUUUAUUCUUUCAGACAUCUUUUAACGAUUGAGAUGCCACUAUGAUGUUAAACAGAUCCUAUACUAAUAUAUUUAUUUUAAGUUUUUUCUGAUACUUGUUGUUAUCUAGGAGUUUUAUUUUUCCUUGGUUCGUGAUUGGUCGUAAAGCACCCGGAUGUUGAUUUGUUUACUGUAGCUAUGCUGGAACGCUAGCUAACCAGAUACGCAAUGCCUAGUUCUUCUGGAAAGAAAGUGAAAUUGUGCAUCGUUUUACUCAAGAAGGAAAUUUAGGUGCACCCUGUGAUAAGACUACUGUCUACUGCUACUGUCUGUUCAAAGAUGAUCGAGGUGGUGGCCUCCAUGGUCCGGGGCCCCGUGUUUCUCGCCGGGGAGCUCAUGGAGAGUCUCAUAACUUUUACCAACCCGAUGUCCCACCUGUCCACCUCAGCCAGCUGUGAGAUGCUGGCAUGGGCCAGUGCCCAGAUCCACUGCCAGUUUCAUGCCAGUGAGAACAGAGUGGCUCUGCCGGUCCAGGGCAACAAACAGGACGUCCAGGCUGAGAGCAACACGGUGCUCAUUCCAAACAGAGGAGAGAGAGGUCAGUGUGUUCUGGACACACCACCUAAGAUAUUAUUCUGUGACCUGCACCUGGACCCUGGGGAGAGCAAAACCUAUUCAUACAGUGAGAUUGUACCCGUAGAUGGUCCUCCUAGUUUCCGUGGUCAGGCGGUGAAGUACGUCUACAAACUGACCAUCGGCUGCCAGAGAGUCAACUCUCCGAUCAAACUACUCCGGGUUCCCUUCAGAGUGCUGGUUCUGCAAGGCAUGCCGGAGCAUCCAUUCCCCCAGGACGAGGAGGUUUCCCCCUCCAACCCGUUCCUGGAGGAAGAGGAAGCGAGCCGCAGGGAUGCUCGGCCUUUGGAGAGAGCAUUGGACAUGCUGAUGGUCACUACCUCAAGACGCUGCCCCCAGAUGUUUAAUAUCACCAAUGUUCGUGGGAAAGUUGCAAAGUUCUGCAUCUUCAAGAUGGUUUACAGACUCGGGGAGGACAUCAUCGGCACAUUCAACUUCUCAGAGGGAGACAUUCCCUGCCUGCAGUAUUCUGUGAGCCUUCAGAACGAGGAGGAGAUCCAGCAGCAGUACCAGCGGCGCCCCGGACAGGUCAUCAGUGUGACUGGACACGGCCGACACAUGGAGUCCUGCCUCCACACGGCCUCCAGCCAUUUCUCUCUCCCUGUCCCCCUCAACGUCACGCCGGGCUUCAGCACAGACAUCGUGAUGCUGAGGUGGCGCCUUCACUUUGAAUUCGUCACUGCCCGGGAGCCCAUGGAACCGCCCACAGUUCUGCAGAACCAAUCAGAGGUCACCGUUUGGGCAGGGGCGGAGCAUGUCGACGUAGACACCUUCAGCUGGGAUCUGCCCAUCAAAGUCCUGCCCACCAACCCGGCCUUGGCGUCCUACAUGUCCCACUUUACAGGGACCAACAGCAUCAGUAUUUGACUGUUGUGAACGAGAGAUAGUCGCGAGUUACUGUGUUUCUGAGGAUGUGUGUGUGUGUGUGUGUGUGUGUGUGUGUGUGUGUGUGUGUGUGUGUGUGUGUGUGUGUGUGUGUGUGUGAGAGACAGAGACAGUUUUUUUCUUUGCAGAUGAGAACAGAGGUAUACAUUUCAGUAACAAAGGAGCAUUAUUUUUGUUUCUCUUGUAUAUGCAGUGCCAGUGAUGAUUCCAUAUGUAUAUUAUGCAACUUAUGUUUUGCCUUUUUUCAUAUGCAUUUUGCAGUGCGUCUUAACUUUUUGGACCCUUAUGACGUGCAACUAUCUCCGUGGUUGAUGUAUAUUUCUGUAUUUAUUUCACUUUUGAUUCCUUUACUCACUCUAUUUCUCAUUUUAUGGAAAAAAAGUCUCUCACUCAAAAUGGUUUUAUUGUAAACUGUUUUUUUUUUUUUUUUCUCUCAGCUUGAGCAAAAGCUUUAUCAAGAUGUAAAUACCACAAGAGAAAAAAUAAUAAAAAGUGUGAUUUAAAUUUGAUAGA